AUGGAUAAUCUACUGUGCGACGAGUCAUGGCUGUCGGGUCCUUCAACUCCUGAGCCUUUACCAAACUUCCGGUUGAAUAUUCACGACGAUCACGUGGCAAUGUCUCCAGCCAUGGAUGCAGCAACGGUCGGGGAAGCCAUUUCCAUGGAUUUGAAGAAAGAAAUGAGUUUCAGUAAUCACGGAGAUAAGUUUAUUGAGUUCCUUGUUUCUAAGAAGUUAACCGAUGCUAGGUUUCAAACAGUUCGAUGGCUCGUUCAGACUCGGAAUCGUUUGAAUCUAUCAUUUGAAACGAUAUUUUCCGCCGUAAGUUGUUUUGAUCGGUUCGUCUAUGCCACUAGCUGCAAUGAAUGGAGUAAGUGGAUGGUGGAGUUAGUUGCAGUAACCUCAUUAUCGAUCGCAUCAAAAUUUAACGAAGUUUCAUCCCCUUCACUUGAAGAUUUUCAGAUGGAAGGGCUAAUUCAUAUGUUUCACCAUAAGACCGUUCUUGAGAUGGAACUCAUUGUGUUGAAAGCUAUAGAAUGGCGUGUUAACUCGGUCACUAGCUUCUCUUUUUCGCAAAUUCUUGUUACUAAAAUCGGGAUGGGAGGUGGAGACAUAAUGAUGAAUCGAAUCACAGAUCAUUUGCUAGAUAGUUUAUGCGAUUUGAAGAUGCUUGCAUACGCACCAAGCGUAGUGGCGGUUGCGGCUGUGUUGAAUGUGUUAGAAGAGAAAGCAGCUCUAGAAGACAACUUUGGAAAAAUUAUGAAUCUUUUUGGACAAGAACACAAGGAGAGUAUUGGGAAAUGUGUUAAUGUUAUGAAAUCUAGAAACGUUGAAAAUGGUUGGAGAAGAGAAGCUGGUGAAGGGAAGAGUCUAGCGAGUGUGUUGCAGAGAGGAGACGUGAUGAACAUGAACAUUGUUUAUUGCGUUGGAGAUCUUUCUGCCAUUUUUCAGAUUUUGCGAUCCGAUAAGAAGAGAGAAAGAGAUAAUCAGGAAGACGAGCAUCGACCUGCAAAAAGAAUGACAUUCGUUACGUCGAAUUAA
Molecule: messenger RNA, 1023 nt
Organism: Eruca vesicaria subsp. sativa (arugula)
Lineage: Eukaryota; Viridiplantae; Streptophyta; Magnoliopsida; Brassicales; Brassicaceae
Source: the annotation of a GenBank genome assembly